UUGUUUUGAAAUAAUGGAUGAAAUACCGGCUAGUCCAGAAAUAGUUAAACGUUGCAAACGUCGUCGAACCACCACCGGCCAGUCGACGCUUCGGCGUACAAGGCUAUCUUUGAACCGAGAACGGAAUAAUGACAGUGAAACAGCCACCUGUAGUUCAGUGGUUUUGUCGGAAAAUACAAAUCCCUCUCAUAAUAUUGCAGAACGUGAAGUGCAACUUCUCCCAGCUAGAACUGAAAAUUUGUUCUAUAUCGAUGAUAAUACUGAUUCCGCUGAGUUGGGAAAUGAGGACCCUCUUAUAUUGGCCGCAAUUCUGGAGCGAGCUGACCAGAUUGAGGAAGAGCAUCGUGCAAAACAGACGUCAGAUUUUCUGGCUAAUGUUCAAAAUAGGUUUGUUAAAAUCGACGAAAUAAUACAAUCGGAAGAAGUUGCUUUUAAAUCAGAGCCAUCAACUGCUGGUACUAUUAAAAUGGAACCCACAAUUGCUGGUUCAAUUAAGGCAGAACCAGUAAUUGUUAGUACUAUUAAGGUAGAACCAGUAACUACUGCAUGUUCGCAAAAAGCAAACUACAGUUAUACACAGUUCGAGCUGAAUACUGAAAUGCUCGAUAUUUGUGAAGCUGCAGAUGAGUUGGCUGGGUUGAGCUGUAUUCCAGAUAAAGAAUUGAAAAAUUGUUGGGACAGUACACCGAAUCAGGUGACGGCAAAUGUUGCUGCUGAAUUGGUGAUGACCAAGGACAAUAAUAAAACGCCUCUUCGAGGGCGAAGAAAUCGUUGGAAAAAUAUGAGACAAUCAUCUCUCUCGCGUGAACUUUGCCAUAAGCCGAGGACUGUAGCCUCAUCUGUAGAUGCGAAAAACUUUGAUUUCAGCGACGAUUCGGAUAUUGACCUAACAAUAGACUACUCGAAAAUAGUGUCCUCCAAACUUCGUGCGAAGUUGUCUAAAAUACAAAGUUUUAUCGAUAGCCCUCCUCAAAGAGUCAAUAAAAAGAGUGUUCAUAAAACAUUUUCAAAUAGGAGAUCUGCAACCAUGGAACCUCAGAUAGCGCCAGUAAUACGCAGGUUAAGUUACGAAAGCAGAAGUUCAUCUUCAACUAGCAGAUUGGGAGUUGAGCAAGUUUCGAGCUCUUCAGAUGACGAACUAAAUUGUCUCGACGGACUGCCAGUGCAUGCACCUAAUGAAGAUAUUCAACAAAUUCCGUCUACAAGUCCUGCCGACGAUAAUUUCAAUUCUAGUUUGCUGAUUAAGGCAAACAUCGAUCAGCUCUCUCAAUUUUUUUCGAAAUCUGUGUCUGAACAAGCCGAAGAGCCAAAACGAGAUACAACAUCUUUGGCGAAAGAACCUGAUUUUUUCGGCUUUCCAACGGAACCAACUUCACCCAUAUCUCUCACUUCGUCAGGAUCGCCGCGCAUUGUGAGUAUUGCGUGGUUAUUUCGCAGUGAGUCAGAAUCGGAUUCAACGGGCGAGACAGAUUGUGCAACCGACGAGCAACCGAAAUUACCUCUGCACCAUCUACUGGAUGACGAUGAUGAUGACGAUUUUUUAGUUCAGCUACAUUCAUCACCGAAAAAGAGUUGCGACUACGAAAGCAGUAUGGUGCCCGAAAGUGGUAUGGCGGAUGUUAAAUAUGUUAACCAGGAACCUGUAUCUGCAAACUCAAUAAGACCUCGCACAACUCUGCAACGAUCUCGUUCAACCGAAAUAUGCUAUUCUAACAUGACUGAAGACCAACCUCAACUGUCAACUUGGGCUGAAAUCAAAACUCCGAUUGGAAUUAUGACUGGCGUUCCAGAAAAGGGUACGGAACGAGUAUCAGUUAUUUGGGAUGAACAAAAUAACGUUGUGUGCAAUGAACGUGAGGCAUGCGCAAAGCGCGCUGAACAACCAGGGCCAUCUUUUGUUGGACUCAAAACGGCUGGUGGAAGCUCAUUAACCGUAUCGAAAAGUGCCCUUGCGAAAGCUAAUGCGUUCUGGAGUGACGUAGAGCGAGAAUUUCAAAUGGACUCAGCGGAUAAUACGGUUGGACGUAACGAAAUUUUAAAGCCUGGUAAAGAAGAACUUGUAAAGUUACACGAAGUCGAACCUUUCUCGGCAGGGUUUAAAACCUCAACAAUUCAUGCAAAAGCUGGUUGCGGGUUUCAAACCGCAGGUGGAAAUAUGAUCGGUGUAUCUGAAAAAGCUAUGGAAAAAGCUCGUGAUAUUUGGAAGGCUGAAACAGAAUAUUUUACCGCUGAUGAAAAUUGGAUGCAAGUUGUACGCAAUGAAAACGAGACAUGCGCCGGAUACACAGCACAGCCGGUGACAUCUGGGUACACUGGGUUUAAAACCGCUGGUGGAAACUCACUGACCGUUUCCGACAGCGCCCUCGCAAAAGCAAAUGCAUUGUUCAAUGACGUAGAACGAGAAUUUCAGGCGGAAACAACUACGGAAAUUGUGGAGCGUAAUGGAUUUCGAAACUGUAUCAAAGAAGAAUUUGGACAAUCCCGAAAACCACUGGCUGUCGAAAAAGCAAAAGCAGUGAGCGGUUUUCAAACUGCAAGGGGAAAUUCUAUUGGUAUUUCUGAAAAGGCGUUAGCUAAAGCACAAUCUAUUUUCGAACAAAUGCAAAAUGAAGAAGAAUCUGAACCACCUACCUCAUCUCGAAUGCAACGACUCGAUGAAGCUAUCCAUGGGGAGAAUGAUAAAGUACCAUCAGUAAAGGUUGAGAAGCGCCGAUUGGAUGAACCGUGCAGUCCAGACACUCCAUUGAAGCGUUCUAAACCCAAUGAACCGGUUAAUGGGGAGCUCCCUUUGUCGACAAGCACACCUAAUCCACGUUCAAUGACUGACUUAGUCGAGGGUACCAAUCAAAUCGAUCAUCUGUUUAGUGACUUAGACGAGCACGAGUUUCAACAUAUGUUCGUCGCUGACGAAGGAUCGUCUCAAUCGCGUAGGACUCGGUCCUCAAGACAGGUUCGACUGGUGACUAAAUUCGAAGAAAUUAACGUACAAAGUCCAACGAGAACGAACAAAUCUUCCGAUGGAAAUUGGGACGACAGUUUUGGCGACCUGAUGGCUAGGUUGAGCUCCGAGCUAAAUGUUGGAUUGAAGGUUACAGAGCAAAUUUUGGAUCUACGUCGGUUAGCCAGGCAGCGACAGGCUGAGAAUUGCCGAACUAAACCAUCAUCCGAGUGUACACCCAGAUUGUACGGAUUUGUGAAGAAAAAACAACAACCCUGUAGACGGACAGUGAAGGAGUUCGUCGCGGAUUCCAGGCCUGCAGACGGUGGCUUAGAUGUCCCUGAGCGGAUACGAAUGUUGAACGUAGAAAAUGUUGUUCAUUUUAAGUUUGAUAUGGUGAAGUUGUACGGGUUAAACUUCUGUGUUGAAAAUGUGGAUGGGAUUGUUUUGGGCAACGACGAACUCCCCGUUAGAUUACAUCUAGACGAUUUUUGUUCAGUAGGAAUGUCAGAAUUACAUUCUGCUUUUCUGAGUGCACCCGGAAUCGAUCCCGCGCUAUUGCCAAGCGGCUGGUUUGAGAACGCUUGGAAAUGGAUCGUCAUCAAGCUGUCGUCAAUGGAACGCAAUUUUUACAGCUAUUUCAAAGGCAUUACAACUCCCGAGAACGUACUCGAUCAGCUUUUAUAUCGAUAUCACAAAGAAAUCGUUUGCGCUGUGCGGCCUGUGAUACGAAAGAUUCUGGAAAAGGACGAUAUCGCUAGUCGACGGAUGGUUUUAUUUGCAGCUCGCAUCUUUCGAGGGCAGGAUCCCUUCGAGGUCGAGUUGGAAUUGAGCGACGGUUGGUACUCAAUCCGAACGACUGUUGAUUACCCUCUUUCACAAGCUAUCAGUAAGGGAACAAUUACAGUAGGAACUAAAUUAAUGGUGCAGGGGGCGGAGCUCCUGAACUUGAACGAAGGCUGCUCACCUUUGGAAGUACCGCAAAAUGUGCGGUUAAAAAUCCACGCCAACUCAACGCGGAGAGCUGAAUGGGCUACAAAAUUAGGGUUGUAUAAGGUGCAAAAUAGUUUUCUGAUAUCGUGCAAUGAUAUUCUUGACCAAGGCGGACUAAUCGCUCGUUUGCAGAUUGUAGUUAUACGUGUUUAUCCAUUAAUGUUUGUAGACAAGUCCCAACGUGACACAUUGGGUGCUGUAUUACGGUCAGAACGCGUGGAGCGCCGACAUAUGCAGGAAGUUGAUGCUGUACAGCAGAAAAAUUAUCAAACCCUUCUAAUACAGGUGCAGCAAGAAAUAGAAGCCGAAAAGUCAUUAUCGAACGGUAAACAUCGUUCGAAAAAGGUGCCCAGAACUAUAACGUCAACGCAGCUUCCAGAACUACUGGAUAACGGAGUUGAUUUUACGGGCAUGGAAAACGAUUUCACUGCAACCCAGCAAACGAUGGUCGUCGAGCACCAGCGUCGUCAGCAGGAAGAACUGAACAACGAAAUCAACCAACGGGUUAGAGAAAGACUGCAAGAUAAUCCAGCUGCCACAAGUCGGAAGGUAAGCCCCCUGUUGAAAGUACGUAUCGUCGAUUGUCGUAAGCCGGAAAAAGUGCUGAUGCUCUCCAUUUGGCGCCCACCGGAUGAACUUGGCGCUGUAGUGCAAGAAGGCAACGCAGUGGAGAUCCGUAACGCAACGGCGAACGGUACGCGAAACGGUGAGGUUCAACUAACGACGGGAAAAAAUAGUUCAUAUCGACAGAUUGAUCUGCAGAAGUUCAAUUUCCGUAAAGAGCUGCUUAGAAAUCUGACGUUGAUAGCGGAUAUUAAAAAUGCGACGUUUCGACCGCCUUUUAACGAGUUUGACACGAUUGGCGUUGUCGUACAAGUUGGUUGUUUGAACAAGAAAAAGUUCCAAACAGUUUAUUUAGCAGAUACGGCCAUGAAUUUACUGUGCGUAAAUUUCUGGAACGGUAUUAGCGACUACGCUUAUGAAGAUGUGGUAAAAGAACGAGUUGUUCUUUGCAUUUCAAAUCUUCAGUGGCGAACGAUUAACGCAUUCAGUUCAAUUCCUAACUCAUUUGCUACCGAAUAUACCACUUUCAGCGAACAAUCAAAAGCUAACCAUUUUUCAAAGGAACUAAAUAAUAUGCGCUCUUCGCUGAGUAAUAUGGAUCUGGAUGCAUUCUACCAUGAAUGCUGUUCACGCAUAUUAGAGUUGAAAGAAAACAAGUUACCACGAUCUAACAGUAUGAAUACACCAGUUAGAACCACCACCGACGUUUCAACUCCUGUGCGAAUUGUACUUAGUAAUACAAACUUCAGUGCCAAAACGCCUGUCGAUUUUUCACCGGGUGUAGGUCAACCGAUUAGUGUACAAAAACAGAAAAUACAGCUACUAGCUGCUGCUUACAAGAGUCCUCCCAAACUAACACCAAUUGUUAUGCGUAGCAAUCCACGUGUACGUAAGGGGUUUCGACUUCCCGCCAAGCUGGAAGAUCGGAUCGAUCAGGCACGUCAAGAUGAUUCGAUUAGUUAG
Sabethes cyaneus is the source of this 5458-nucleotide messenger RNA. RefSeq names its product breast cancer type 2 susceptibility protein homolog. The transcript has 7 exons. The record is from RefSeq and is a predicted model, not a curated record. Gene Ontology annotation, biological process: regulation of DNA-templated transcription; double-strand break repair via homologous recombination. Lineage: Eukaryota; Metazoa; Arthropoda; Insecta; Diptera; Culicidae. Bases 14 to 5458 code for a protein of 1814 amino acids.